Messenger RNA from Penicillium angulare, 714 nucleotides. RefSeq names its product Serine/arginine-rich splicing factor SR45. The coding region runs from base 1 to 714 and encodes 237 amino acids. The transcript has 3 exons. Gene Ontology annotation, biological process: mRNA splicing, via spliceosome. NCBI's taxonomy places the organism in Eukaryota, Fungi, Ascomycota, Eurotiomycetes, Eurotiales, Aspergillaceae. Gene Ontology annotation, molecular function: RNA binding. Gene Ontology annotation, cellular component: nucleoplasm; cytoplasm; ASAP complex. The record is from RefSeq and is a predicted model, not a curated record.
AUGUCUACGCGAUCCCCUCGGGGCCGUUCGCCCAUCCCCUCACACCAAGAUCGAGCUCCGUCGCGUUCAAUGCGCUCUCGAUCUCCCCAAUCACCGCGACCCCGAAGCAUCUCUUCUCGCAGCCCCUCACAAGAUCGCCGUGACCGACGCUCUCGCUCUCGAUCAUCAUCUCGUGGCCGUAGUGGUCGCCGAAACCGCAGCCCAAGCUACAGUCGCUCUCCAAGUCGGGAUGUUAGCCCUCCCAGAAGUGCAAAGUGCUUUGAAAUAUCAGAUUUCGCUAACCAAGAAGAGCAGAUUGUCGUGGAAAAAUUGACCAAGAAUGUGACAGAAGCUCAUCUCCGAGAGAUCUUCGGUAGCUUCGGUGACAUUGAACACCUUGAUCUCCCCAUGAACCGAACAUACGCGCUUUCUCACGAACUCCACCCCCAUCAUCCAAACGAGGAAACUUUGGCAGACCUCAAAUGGGUAGAGGGUCCCCUCCAAGGCGGGGCGGGCGUGCGCGGCCUGGCGAACGACACGAUACCUAUCGACCUCCAUCGCGAUCGCGAUCACCGGUCCGCUCUCGAUCCCCACCAAGGAAAGAGAGUGCUCGUCCCGAUAAUUCACGACAACGUCGACGACGAAGCCCCAGUUACAGUAGUUUCAGCAGUCGCAGUGACCGAAGCCGAAGCCGAAGCCCAGUUAGAAGCCGGAGCCGGAAUCGGCGUUAAAUGA